This is a messenger RNA of Drosophila albomicans, 435 nucleotides long. RefSeq names its product larval cuticle protein 9 (gene Lcp9). Lineage: Eukaryota; Metazoa; Arthropoda; Insecta; Diptera; Drosophilidae. The record is from RefSeq and is a predicted model, not a curated record. The transcript has 2 exons. Gene Ontology annotation, cellular component: chitin-based extracellular matrix. Gene Ontology annotation, molecular function: structural constituent of chitin-based larval cuticle. Bases 98 to 376 code for a protein of 92 amino acids.
AGAUAUCAGAUUUGUAGCUAGUGACUAUAAAAGCAUAGCGCACUUGCAUAUCUCAUUAGUUCUGUUUCGUUCUCAGAUAACAACCAACUACCUCAACAUGAAAUUCGUGAUUGUUCUUGCUUGCCUUUUGGCCGUCGCCUGUGCUGUCGAUGAGCGUUCUGCUGUUACCACUGAGGAGCGCGUCCAGGUUAAUCCCGAUGGCUUCAACUACAAUGUUGAGACCUCCAACGGCAUUGAACUGAACCAGCAAGGAAAGGUUGAUGAGCACACAAACAGUGUCUCCGGCUCUUACAAAUACACCGCUCCUGAUGGCAGCCUCGUCGUGGUCACCUACACUGCCGAUGAGAACGGUUACAAGGCCGACGUUAAGGUUUAAAAUGCUUGAAAACAAAAACAAAAACAAUUAUCAAUAAAUUGCAUGGAAAAAAACUAAAA